GCAAAGGUCAUUGAGGCGGUUUAUUCCGGGAUAAAAACAUUUAGUGUGUUUAAUAAUAAAGAGCCAGUCAGUGAGCUGCAGAGGAGGCGGUGUUUGCUGGGAUUCAAUCAGAGCCAGAGUCGCGGCUGGUAGGUUAACGAAGAAGAAGGGACGUGUGGAAACUGGGAAGACAGCAGUUUACCCUCUAACUGCAUCCAGCUGGGAAUUGCAAGAAUGAUGGAUGAACUGUCGAUUACAAGCCGGUCCGGAAAGCCCAACCCUGUCAGAACAGGGUGGGUUCAUCCGGAGUGAAACCAGUCGACUCUUAUCUGUUGGCUUCUCCUCCGCCGGGCGGCGAUGUCUGCUUUCUGCCUUGACCUGCAGACGUCUGCCGUGGUUUCAGCACCACUGGAGCUGGACAGCGACUGCAUGGAGCCCCGGGGGAGCCCUGCCGCUCAGGAGCCCGGCGGCUUUCAGAGUCACCCGCUGCGGCACACCGGCUCCGGAGGCCUCGGCAUGGCCUUGGAGGAGGAGCUGGCCAUGCUCACCGGGGAGCGGGACGAUGAGGACGAGCUGUCGGACCUAGAGACGCCUGCGGUAGAGCAAAACUCAGACUUGCUGUCGCUCUUCCGUCAAAAGGAAAAGGACUUGGUUUUAGCUGCUAAACUCGGCAAAGCGCUGCUGGAGAGAAACCAAGACCUGACAAAGCAAUAUGAGAAAAUGCACAAAGAUCUGAACGAGAAAUUAGAGCACCUGGAGCAGGAGAAGCACGAGUUGCGUCGGCGUCUGGAAAGUCGAGAGGGGGAGUGGGAGGGCCGUGUGGCUGAGCUGGAGACGGACGUCCAGCAGCUGCAGGGUGAGCUGGAGCGCCACCAGGUUCAGCUGAGAGAGGCUGACAGAGACAAGACUAAGGCCAUCACUGAGCUCUCUGAACAAAACCAUAGACUGCUGGAGCAACUCAGCAGGGCUGCAGAGGUUGAGAGGCAGCUGUCCACUCAGGUCCAUUCAUUACGGGACGACUUCAGGGAGAAGAGUUUGUCUACAAGCCAGCACAUGACCCGACUAGAGACUCUACAGGCUGAGAUUAAGAUGCUGUCGGAGAGGAAGAUGGAGCUGGAACAUCGGGUGCACGCCAUGCUGGAGGAGAACGAGCUGCUGCAGAAUACAGUGGACGACCUCAGAGAGAGGACGCUGGUGUUGGAGAGGCAGUGUCACGAGAAGGACCUGCAGUUACGGCAGAGCCAGCUGGAGCUCCAGGAGGUUCAGGUGUCCCACAGGCAGCUGACUGCCCGGCUGGAGGAGCUGACAGAGGAGCACAGCCUCCAAAGCCUCACACCUCACCCAUCCAGCCUGCUGUGUGAGAUAGAACAGAGCAUGGAGCAGGAGGAGCAGGAGCAGGAGAGAGAGCAGCUGCGCCUUCAGCUGUGGGAGGCCUACUGUGAAGUUCGCUCGCUCUGCUCACAUCUCAGAGGGAAUGACGUCACGGACUCGGCACUGUCCACCGACUCUUCCAUGGACGAGUCCUCUGAGACGUCCUCAGCCAAGGAUGUGCCUACUGGGAGCCUCCACACCAGCCUGCUAGAGCUACGGAGGCUAACACAGAAUCUGCUGGAUGGCAACGAGUCCACGGGCUCGCGGCGCAGUGACGAGGAGGCUCUGGAGGAGCAGGUGAGGAAGCUGGGAGAGGAGCUGAGGGAAGUGAGAGAGCUGUACGAAGCUGAGCAGGACAAAACUCGCAGCAGUGAAGAGGAGGUGCUGCAGCUUCACAAUCAGAUGGCGCUGCUCUCUGUAGAGAUGUGCUCUCUCCGGGAGGAGAACGAACGGAUGAAGACAAUGGCUGAAAUCCGAGAACCGAGCGAGCAGCUCCAAAGUGCUAUCAGAGACAGAGACGACGCCAUAGCCAAGAAGAAAGCGGUGGAGAUGGAGCUGGCCAAGUGUAAGAUAGACAUCAUGUCUUUGAACAGCCAGCUCCUGGACGCCAUCCAGCAGAAACUCAACCUGUCACAGCAGCUGGAGGCUUGGCAGGAUGAUAUGCACAGAGUGAUUGACCAGCAGCUAAUGGACAAGUACCAGGACGAGUGGCGGUCGCCCCCUUCCUCCCUGUCAGGGUCAUCGAGGGCCCACGGCGGUCAGUCCUCCAGACGAGCUCAGCGCAUCUCUGACCGGGACAAGAGACUUUUCUCUUUUUUCAAAAAGAGCUGAGCCCCCUUGGAUUGGCCCUGAGCACAGCAGACAGACAGAGGCAGACGACGUGAGGGAGAAGGAGGGAGUGACAUCACUGUACAGGGGUAACAACACAGCCAAAGACGAGCAGUGGCACACACUGAGGUUUUGGGGGGGGGGGGGGGUCAUUUUGCACUUUAUCUGUCCCAUUACUCUUCUCCACGCUGACUAAUUGAUGACUGCUGGCAGUGAGAGAUAUAAGGAUAGGACUUCCCCAGAGGCUUUGGCUUUAGCCCCUCUUCUAGAAAGCUAUUGGUGUUACAGAACAUGAACAGGGUCAUGAAGUUUACCUCCAAAGAGGAAGGUUUCCUUGUAGUGCCUACGACCAUCUCUACUAGCCCACUGCCAACUCUGUAGAGAGGGAACAUUAGUACAAUCUGUUACUGUAUGCAUCCUGCUUAUCAUGCCAAGGAAUCUGGGGAAAGACAUGUGGAUGUAUGGGAUAUUGCAGGAUUGUGGUAAAAGAUGAGGAUAGCAGGAGUUGUAUAGCAGAAUACCCAUGAGACAGAGCAGGAACGACGACCCUGGAAUUGGGUACAGAGCAGUGAUGCUACAGCCAGCUCACGUGGGAUCUCUCAGGUUUAUUCAUUUGUUCAGGAGAUGUUCACAACUUGAGGCAAAAGCUUGCUGCAUGACAAGCAUAGUGUGAAGUAUAUCUGACAAAUCAAAUGAAAAAAAAAGAGAGCACUUAUGUUCUUUUUGAUAGCUGUGCAGAUACUUCAUCUUCAUCUUCAUCUUCUUACUGUGGCUUAAUGCCCUAGGCCCAAACUUCAAAUUAAAGUGAGAAUACCGUUACAGGGACGCUCAUAUGAUUUGGCAUUGCACUUUCUUUAACUCUGUUUUUAUAUAAACAAAUUACUAUGGGGUUAACUAUUUUUAAGUUUUGUUUUGUUUUUUACAAAGCUCUGAUAAAGCUCACAUUGCACACUGCUUGCUCAGCACCAGAUGUGAGGCAGACAAAGUUAGCAUCUGUCUGAACAGACAAAAAAACAAAACAAAACAAAAAAAACAGACCAACCAACCAACCACUGCUCUUCUCAUGUCUACAUUUU
Messenger RNA from Scatophagus argus, 3254 nucleotides. It is a transcript of the gene bicdl1, whose product is annotated as BICD family like cargo adaptor 1. Bases 337 to 2181 code for a protein of 614 amino acids. Lineage: Eukaryota; Metazoa; Chordata; Actinopteri; Scatophagidae. The record is from RefSeq and is a predicted model, not a curated record. The transcript has 10 exons. Gene Ontology annotation, biological process: vesicle transport along microtubule; Golgi to secretory granule transport.